AUUCAACUCCGUUCCCGCCAAAACCACCCCCUCCUCCCCAAAAAAGCUACUGCUUCAUAUGAUCAAUCCUUCACGGAAACCACCCACUCUCGCGGAGGUAUUAUUCCGAUUGAAGCCCACUUCAUAUCUCUUAUUCACGCCUCCAAAAACACCCAACAACUCAAGCAAAUCCAUGCCCAGAUCAUCGGUCACAACCUGUCUCAGACCAGUCGGGUCGUAACCCAGUUAAUUUCUUCAUGUUCUUUACUAAAAUCAGUCCAUUAUGCUUUGUUGGUCUUUCGCCACUUCGCUAAUCCUAACUCGUUCCUUUUCAAUGCAUUGAUUCGUGCACUUGCGGAGAAUUCUCAUUUCCAGAACUCAAUUUCCCAUUUAACACUAAUGUUGAGGUUGAAUAUUCGACCUGAUCUUCUCACGUUCCCGUUCAUUCUCAAGUCGGCUUCGGCAUUGCUUGAACCGGAGAUGGGCAGAGUACUUCAUGGCCAAAUCUCGAAAGUGGGUGUUGAAUUUGAUUCAUUUGUGCGAGUUUCGUUGGUUGAUAUUUAUGUGAAAGUUGAGUUGUUGGGUUUUGCUGUGCAAGUAUUUGAUGAAAGUCCUGUAAGAAACAAGCUGCAGAGUGUGCUCUUAUGGAAUGUUGUUAUUAAUGGAUGUUGUAAAGUAGGUGACUUGAAGAAGGCCAUGGAGCUAUUUGAGGCAAUGCCUGAGAGGAACAGUGGGUCUUGGAAUAGUUUGAUAAAUGGGUUUAUGAGAAACGGAGAAUUGGAUAGGGCAAUAGAGCUUUUUGAUCGUCUGCCAGAGAAAAAUGUGGUUUCUUGGACCACAAUGGUUAAUGGGUUUUCUCAAAAUGGAGAUCACAAAAAGGCUUUGCUGAUGUUUUUUAGGAUGCUGGAGGAGGGUGUGAGGCCUAAUGAUCUCACUGUUGUUUCUGCCCUUUCUGCUUGUGCAAAAAUUGGAGCCCUUGAAACUGGAUACCGGAUUCAAAAUUAUCUCUCAAGCAACAAUUUCAAGUUGAAUAGAUUCAUUGGAACUGCCUUGGUGGAUAUGUAUGCAAAAUGUGGGAACCUCGAGUCUGCGAGUCGAGUCUUUGAUGAGACAAAAGAUAAGGAUCUCCGUACGUCGAGUGUAAUGACAUGGGGUUGGGCAAUACAUGGAUGUUUUGAGCUAGCUCUUGAAUGCUUUGAUAGAAUGAGAUCAGCAGAUAUGAAAUUUCUAUGAAUAAACCCAGAUGGAGUUGUCUUUCUUGCCAUCCUAACCGCAUGUUCACAUUCUGGGCAAGUAGAUCAGGGACUGAGUUUCUUUGACAGCAUGAAGCUUGAUUAUUCCAUUGACCCAACUUUGAAACAUUAUGCAUUAAUUGUAGAUCUAUUUGGAAGGGCUGGUUGGCUUCAUGAAGCUCUAACUUUCAUACAAAGCAUGCCAUUAGAGCCUGAUUUUGUGAUAUGGGGAGCACUAUUUUGUGCUUGCAGGACUCAUAGAAAUACUGAAAUGGCAGAAUUCGUUUCAGAGAAGCUCCUGCAGCUCGAGCCUAAGCAUCCUGGGAGCUAUGUCUUUUUGUCAAAUGUUUAUGCCGGGGUAGGGAGAUGGGAAGAUGUCGAAAGAGUGAGAACUUUAAUGAAUAAUAGAGGUGUAGAGAAGGAUCCUGGAUGGAGUUAUAUUGAGGUGGAGGGCCAGGUGCAUAGUUUUGUAGCAGGUGCUCAUGCUCAUGAGCGUGCAGAAGAGAUUAACUUAAAAUUAGAGGAGAUAACAAGAAGUGCUAGGGAACAGGGUUUUAUGCCUGAAACUGAGUGGGUACUUCAUAAUAUUGAAGAAGAGGAGAAGGAAGAUGCACUGGGAAGUCAUAGUGAGAAAUUGGCUCUUGCCUUCGGGCUAGUGAGUACUGCUUCUAGGACGACCAUUAGGAUUUUUAGAAACCUAAGAAUCUGCGGGGAUUGCCAUUCUAUGAUGAAAUAUGUUAGUAAGAUUAGUCAAAGGGACAUAGUAUUGAGAGAUAUAAAACGAUUUCAUCAUUUCAAGGAUGGAACUUGCUCAUGCAAAGAUUUCUGGUAAAGUUGUAAGUGCAAUCCAACUUGCUUUAAUAUAAAAUCAUUUUUUUUUUUUCA
Cornus florida is the source of this 2096-nucleotide messenger RNA. RefSeq names its product pentatricopeptide repeat-containing protein At1g04840. Gene Ontology annotation, molecular function: RNA binding; protein binding; zinc ion binding. The annotation marks the transcript as partial. Lineage: Eukaryota; Viridiplantae; Streptophyta; Magnoliopsida; Cornales; Cornaceae. The record is from RefSeq and is a predicted model, not a curated record. The transcript has 2 exons. Gene Ontology annotation, biological process: RNA modification.